AUUACUUUAUAGACGUUGGCCUAUUUCAUCAUGAUUGACGACGUUUUAGAUCAGGCAAUAUUUUGUAGAGACAAACCAUGUUGGUAUCGACAUGACGGAACAAAUUUAAUGGCCAUCAAUGAUGCUUUGUUGUUACAGAACAGUGUGUAUUAUUUAAUAGAAAAACAUUUUAAACGGAAAGAAUGUAACAUUAAUUUAGUAGAAACAUUUCUACAGGCUACAUUUGAUACACAAAUAGGGCAGUUUUUGGAUAUGUCCUCGACUUCAAAGAAAUUUAAUUUGGAUCGAUUUACAAUGAAUCGAUAUAAUUCCAUCGCUUACUCCAAAUCAUCAGAAAUAGCAUUUUUAAUGCCAGUAUUUUUAGCAAUGCAUUAUGCUGGAAUCGAAAAAGUUCAAGAGAUGUUCAAGCAAUCAGAAACUAUUUUGUUAGAGUUGGGACAGUUUUAUCAAAUUCAAAACGAUUGCUUAGGUUGCUUUUUCGAUUUGCGCAAAGAUAAUACUGAUAUAGAAGAAGGAAAAUGUACGUGGUUAAUUGUUAAAGCUCUUGAACUUGUCACUCCGGAACAGCGUAAAACUUUAGAAGAAUGUUACGGAGUUUUGAAUCCGAAGAAAACAAAACGCGUAAAACAGCUUUAUAUUGAUUUGAAUUUGCAGAAUGCUUAUUUUAAACACGAAAAAGAAACAUAUAAUGCAAUAACUGCACUCAUAGAGAAAAUACCUUGCAAAAAUCUACAUUUUCUCAUAGGUUUAUUAGAGAAGCUUUAUGGCAGACAAAUCUGUUUUGGUUAAACAUACCUUAAAUACUACUAUUUUAAGCAAGUAUUUGUUUUAAGCAUGUUUAAUCUAAAUUUUGAACAAUGUAAAAAAUUAAUAAACUUUAUGUUUGCUACAUAUUAAAAAUAGUUUGUCAAAUGUUAAUGUAAAAAAGGCAUCUUUUAUAAAAAUUUUAUGUACUAUUUGUACUGUUUAUAAAUAAAAAUAUAGUCAUUGCGAUUGUCGUACUUUCCCUAUACUAUUCUUAGAUUAUUCCUAGAAUUCUUAGAUUACACAAUUUUUUACUUUCACGCGAAUGCUAAUGGUUUCUCACAAAAUGUGGAAACAAUUGUCGCGCGGCAACAUAGGAAAUUAUAUUCCUUAUUUAUUGAGAACUAUAAGUUAAUCGGCAUUGAUGCAAGUGACUCUAAGUCUAUUAUAUAUGAAUCAUUUUUUAAUCUCAACCAAAUUCUAAAAUAAAUAAAAAUAAAUUGUUUGCUUGGUAAGUUUAAUUUACUUGAAUUGAUCGAAAAAAAUUUGUUGGUCGAACUACAAAGUGUCAAAAAUACGAAAUUUUAAGGACCCAUUAGUCUGCCGUGCUUCAAUGUAAUUCGUCAAUUUGUUAAUUU
Solenopsis invicta (red fire ant) is the source of this 1382-nucleotide messenger RNA. RefSeq names its product farnesyl pyrophosphate synthase-like. The coding region runs from base 31 to 789 and encodes 252 amino acids. Gene Ontology annotation, molecular function: (2E,6E)-farnesyl diphosphate synthase activity; dimethylallyltranstransferase activity. The record is from RefSeq and is a predicted model, not a curated record. The transcript has 4 exons. Gene Ontology annotation, cellular component: cytoplasm. NCBI's taxonomy places the organism in Eukaryota, Metazoa, Arthropoda, Insecta, Hymenoptera, Formicidae. Gene Ontology annotation, biological process: trans, trans-farnesyl diphosphate biosynthetic process.